AUGCCUCGUGGACGGCCUCGAGUUCACGAAAACGAUGAAGCUCCAAGACAAGUCCGUAAUCAACGUCGACGCCAGCGACGACGCAAACACCCUUCGGUCGUUGAGGGCCUGGACCCCGACUUUGGACAUACUCUGAUCAGCGCAGAACGCACUGGGUACGAAGCGAGCAGUCGAGGCUACGCAGGCUUGCGGAUGCUCAGGAUGAAUCCCGAGAAAGCGACAGGUGCACUUGCGGCCUUCUACGAGAAAAUUCACAUCUGGUAUCCGAUACUUCCACUGGGAUUUCCAGGACAGUACUCCCACAUCCUGUCCGGUAUGCUAGCCCCAUCCGCUGAAUCGUGUCUCGCCCUACUGGUGGCCGUGCAGGACGAGGAGAGGAGGAGCAGGGCAAACUCGACGAGCGGUCGGAAUUGA
This is a messenger RNA of Aspergillus fischeri NRRL 181, 414 nucleotides long. RefSeq lists its product as uncharacterized. The coding region runs from base 1 to 414 and encodes 137 amino acids. The record is from RefSeq and is a predicted model, not a curated record. The transcript has 2 exons. Lineage: Eukaryota; Fungi; Ascomycota; Eurotiomycetes; Eurotiales; Aspergillaceae.